AUGCAACUUUCCCAAACAAACAUUGCAGACUUCCUCUCUUUUGUGCCAGACGCCGAUACGGCAGAAGCUGCCUUGUUUCUCCAAAGGGCCGGAAGUGUCAGUGAAGCCGUCGAUCAGUAUUACGAGAAUCCACAAAGAUAUUCUAGCAGAGCACUUUCAGGCAUCAGCACCUCUAUGAGUGUCUCUGUGAGUCAUCGGGCGCAGUCUGCCACUGGCAACCACCCCCUGCCGAUUGCCUUAUCGCCCACCUACCCUCCUUCAUAUUCGCUAGCCAUGAGAAGUCCACCCGCAUCAACCGCAAGUCAAACAAGCCCGAGACAAUCCAUUGCCACAAUGAGCAGUGAAUCCUCACAUCGCCCUCAUACAAAUGCAUUGAUCGAGGCUUCCAAGGUCCGCGCCAGAGAUGAGCCCGAGAUGCAAAAGAUGCUCCACAGUGCUCAGCUGUCAGGUCGGGUUUUCAAUCCCGAAGUUGAGCCUGAACAUGAGACCACCGACCUCUGUGACUGCCCAGUUCACACUUAUUGGAAACGAAAAAUUGAGCGUCUCGAUACUCACGAAACCUGGUCGAAAGCUGUGGUAUAUCCUGGGGAGAAGCCAUAUCAUGAAUUCACCCACCUGCGAUUUUUCAACAAUAACCCUUACUCCGAUGUCAUGUCGUCAUAUGCGCCCAAUGGGUCUGCUCUUUACGGUAUUCCUAGACCCGAUCCACAGUUUCAUGCCAGAUUUGUCGAGCAAACUAUCGCAUUGAACACGAGUCUGAAUAUCAAAGCGCAAGCGGCUGUUCAGGCAAUGGAGCCAUCUUUCAAUGUCUGGGAGCUUGAACAGCUGGAGUCCCUUGUAUCUAAUAUGUCUCAUAGUCGUCGCCUGUCCACAGAAGGUGACGGGAAUGUCGAGAGGCCAUCAACACGCUCAAGCAUCAGAAAGGUCUUGUCCGUUAAAACCUCGGAUGAGCGAACGGCUGUGAAAAUCAAGAAGAAAUUUGCAGGGUCAUUUGAACUGCGCGCUGAAAUUAUGAAAGAGGAGAAUGGCCGAUGGCAGUACGACACUGACAGACAGAUCGUUGCAGCUUACCAAGAGAAGGUCGGCAUAGCCCAACAGGUCGCUGAGUUCCGAACACAUAAACCUCGGCAGUACAUCCAUCUCCUCCGAGCGGGAUAUUUUGAGCCAAUUCCAGUAGCCUGGCAGGGCCAAGCUUGCAGUCCACUCGGGUUCACCAUUGAUUCUGCUGCAGGUUGGAGAGGAAUCACACCUGCAUGGCGAGGCUACACGAACAAUGCCGAAGAAAGACUUUACUGGGUCUUGAAUCACAGAGCAGGAGGUGGAGAUAUGGUAAAGCCGACCUUGCUUCGGGGGUUUGAGAUAGCUUCCGCGCGAAUGGCUUCAGCGGAGGAGCCCAACCCUCGAUAUCACACCCCUGACGAUAUCUGCCACGAGAACCAAUCUAGGGCUUACACGAAACAAGUCAAAGCCCCUUUCAUAUUAGGAUAUACACCCAAAAAGCCUGCCGAUGAGACGAUCAUAAUGUUGGAUGCUUCGGGUUCUAUGGAUCAUGUCCCUGUGCGGCCAGAUUUUGAUAAGUAUCUUGUCACGGGCUUUUCAAAGUCCAAUCAACCGAAAAAUAAAGACAUCGCAAGGGUCAUCGUACGCCGCUUUAUUGAAGCCUUGGGGAAAUACGAAAAUAACGGACAUGGCUACAAACUCACAACAUUCUCCACCGAUGCCGAGUACAUCGACGUGAUCCACAGUUGGACCUUGAAUGAGGCCUGGAGGGAGAUCAAAUUCAAAGGCCGGGCCCGAGUCAUGGCAGGAUGGCAUAAAAUCAAGGAGCUGCAUUUCCAGAAAUACUCCGCAACAGCCACUUACCAUCCAGUCCACGGCUGGCAGGCCGGUCCAGAAACGCCGACAGUCCGACUACUCUUGAUCCUAGAUGGCGAGGCCAGUGAUAUGGACGAGUUUGAGCUAGAGCUUCUCGGUGUUUCAUGGGCUUAUAUCACCAUUUUCUUGAUCGGUGUUGAUGGAUGUCUCCAUCAUCACCGACACGCGAGCAGACUGCAGCGGAUGUGUGAUCAUAAUCCACGAGUUUCUUUCGUCGACGCGCAAGGAAACAUUCCCGAACGAAUGGUCACGCACGAACUGUUGAAGAGGCACCUUGGCCGUGACCUCACCAUUUCUCAAUUCGAAGAAUUGGAGCAAACCUCAGUGGAAUUGCCAUCUCCAUUGCAACCACAGCACCAGAGAAAUCGAUCGAGCCAAACUACACUGGAAUAUUUACCAGUUGAGCUUCCCUCGCCGGAAGAAACAACGCUUUGGCAGAGAGAGCAGCUGUCACCACAGAGGCGGGGGCUCUUCGAGCUACCUGCACAGCAGGCGCCGGUGGAAUUACCUACGUUUGAGGACUCAGUAACCGUGGCGCGGCGUUCUACACAAAGGCCUCCUAUACCACAACCUCCUGCGCCGUUGAGGCAGCCGCCGGUGCCUCCGCCGUUACAGUACGGUCCGUUGGACCCACCACCACCUUAUUUGGAGACUGCAUGA
Penicillium atrosanguineum is the source of this 2535-nucleotide messenger RNA. RefSeq lists its product as uncharacterized. The record is from RefSeq and is a predicted model, not a curated record. The transcript has 3 exons. The coding region runs from base 1 to 2535 and encodes 844 amino acids. Lineage: Eukaryota; Fungi; Ascomycota; Eurotiomycetes; Eurotiales; Aspergillaceae.